GCAGUUGUGUAUGUACGGGACACUUUUAACCAACCUUUAACAUUUGUCAGUCAGAAUUCUCAUUCUUUGCUUGGCUAAACACUAUUAGACCAGGCUUGUUCAGCUUCAUUCGGCUGCUCCUUUGCUUCAUGCAGCAGCCAAACAUGGAAAACUUGUCCUGGCUCUUUCUAGUUCUAAGCUUGUUAACAGCUGUAUUUAGUAAAUCAUCUGUAUUGAUUUCACAAUGCACUCUGCAGAAGGAUUUUUUAGAUUCACUGAAACCUCAAGAUUUAUUUUAUUAUUUUGAUACUAUUUCUACUAAAUCAGUGCCUCCCUUUGAGAUAGUGUGGGUGAACUGCUCAAGGAAUGAGUUUAUCAAAGGGCUGUGGAGGUGUUUGUUUCAGACCAAAGGAGAGAGCUUUGAGCUGGUCCAACACAGUGCUAAACAAGCAGUGUCCUGUCCCACAAGUCUAGAGAUGAUAAUAAAUUCAACGGUCAGCAUGGUGAAGAAAAGAGAGGAUAUGUGUUGCGAGCAGCUGAAGUUACUACGACCAACGCAUACAAGAACACUUCUCCCUGUCUGCUAUGGAAAAUUACAAGGUUUGAUUCAGUCAGGAGAAAUGAGGCUGUAUAUUCGCCCAGUGCUCGAACAGCACAUAGACAAUCUGAAGGACCUUACUAUGGAUUUACCUCCCGGUGUUCCUCAUUUGCUAAUAACUCAGACAUUACCAGUGAGGACACGUCUUAAACAGCCCAAGAGUCAGUUCAGGUUACGGAGGUCACCUCUGAGGUCAGAGGUCACAUAUCUGGAGCUAGCAGUGGUUGUUGGUCCUGAUGUCUACGAAGUUCAUCGGCAAGACACUGAGAGAUACAUCUUAACCAACCUCAACAUUGCCUCUGAGCUUUUGAGAGAUGUUACCCUCGGUGCCAAUAUAAGGGUUCACCUUGUCCGUAUGAUCAUUCUUACAGAGCCAGAGCCAGACAUCCAGAUCUCAGAAAACAUCACAUCAUCUUUAAAAAGUGUUUGCGAAUGGGGUCAGAAGGUCAAUCCUGAUGCUGACAGUGAUCCUUUACAUGCAGACCUACUGUUAUAUAUUACCAGGUUUGAUUUGGUGUUACCCAAUGGGAAUAAGCUUGUGAGAGGUGUAACUCAAUUUGGUGGAGUCUGUUCCACUCAAUGGAACUGUGUUAUUACGGAGGAUACAGGCUUUGAUCUUGGCAUCACUAUUGCUCAUGAGAUUGGCCACAGUUUUGGCAUAAAUCAUGAUGGAAUAGAUAACACAUGCAGUUCUAGUGGCUUCAUGAUGGCAUCUGAUGGAGGUUAUAACAGCGUGGAUCUCACCUGGUCCCAAUGCAGCAGGGCUCAGCUCUACAGCUUCUUCAGUGCUGGUAAGGCAGAGUGUGUUCAGGAUGUGCCAGUGUUGGGUGGUUCAGUGCAGGACUGGAGGCCUGGUCUUUUCUAUGGAGUGGACGAUCAGUGCCGUAUAGCAUUUGGCAGCUCAGCAACUGCUUGCUCUUUCACUAAUGAAGACAUGACAACUUGCCGUGUUCUGUCCUGCCAUAUCAACCCUCAGGAUCAUAGCUCAUGCACUCGUCUUCUUGUGCCACUCCUGGAUGGAACAGAGUGUGGGCCCAGUCAGUGGUGUUUAAAAGGUCGGUGUGUGUCCCCUUCUACUUCGGGCUCUUCCAUGAUGGUGCAUGGCUCAUGGUCUGCAUGGUCUGACUUCUCUCCUUGCUCACGAACAUGUGGAGGAGGAAUCACUCACCGCAGGAGGCAAUGCAACAACCCUAGGCCAGCCUUUGGUGGAACCAUCUGUAAAGGACAGGAUACAGAAGCUGAACUUUGUAAUCUUCAGCCUUGUGAUUCAACUCAGCUUGAGUUCAUGGCUCGGCAGUGCUCAGCCACAGACCAGCAGCCUCUGUCAGUAUCUACAGACUCUAAGUCAAUGUAUACCUGGAUCCCUGCUAUAAGCUACAGCUCAGGUGACUCUCAGUGUAAACUGAUGUGUCGUUCACGUGAGCAGGACUUCAUGGUGAGUCGUGGGUCUCAGUUCAUUGAUGGGACGCGGUGUGAAUCUGAUAAUACCAUACCACAUGGGUCAAUCUCUGCAUGUCUAAGUGGAAAAUGCCAGCUGUUUGGCUGUGAUGGAGUAUUGCAUUCUGGAAAGGUGGAAGAUGUGUGUGGGGUGUGUGGAGGCAAUGGCUCCACCUGUCACUUAAUUUCUAACACUUAUUCAGGUGGAAAGGCUGGAGAGUAUGUGACAUUCCUCACCCUUCCCCUGAAUGCCUCUCAGGUUCAUGUUUUCAACACACGGUCAAUUUUUACACAUCUUGCUGUGUUAUUGAAUGAUAAAUAUAUUGUUUCUGGAAAUGGAAAGCCAGGGCUAAGCAAUACAUACCCCUCACCUCUGGAAAAGAGCCUUAUAACCUAUAAACUAUACCUCACACCUGAACACCUACCUCAAACUGAAGAGCUCUAUAUUUCUGGACCAGUCACAGACAAAAUCCACAUACAGGUGUAUCGGAAAUAUGGACAAGAGUAUGGAGACCUCACCAAUCCAAAUAUCUCAUACCAGUACUACUCAGAUGAUGUUAUAGUGGAAAUAGCUUCAAAGGGCAAAUGGUCCACUACCAUAUCUGCCUGCUCAGUGACCUGUGGAAGAGGCAUCCAGAAAAUUUAUCAACACUGUGUGGAUGUGGUCACACUUGAACACCUGAAAGAUGAGCUCUGCAGUUCACUACCUCGGUCGUCUGACCUGCUGCAGCCCUGCUUCCUGCCAGAUUGCCCACCCAGAUGGCAGGUCUCUGAGCCUGGUGAGUGCUCCACUGUAUGUGGUCCCGGGGAGGCCCAAAGAAAAGUCUUCUGUGUCCGCUUCCAUAAUAAAUCUUAUUUGGAGGUUGACCAAAACCUGUGCUCUCAACCCAAACCCCCAGAAUACGUUCCCUGUGUGGUGGAUGUUUGCCCUCUCAAAUGGGACACUGAAAAUGAGACCCAGCUGAUCCAUAGAGCUUCUCAUGGAAUGGUUCGCUCCAAAAUUGUUCCAGUUUACGUUUGGAGUCCCAGGACAGGCGAGUGCUCCAAGACUUGUGGAAAUGGAUCUCAGCAGGUUCAGUUCUCUUGUGUUGAUCACAAAUCACGUCUGGAAGUCCCAGAGACCCUUUGUGAUCCAACCACCAAACCAGCACAGGACACUCAACCUUGUCGCAUAUCACUAUGCCUCCCUAUCUGGCGCUACAUACAGGGGCCAUGCAGUGUGUCUUGUGGAGGUGGAAUAGCAAAGAGAGUCCUGUUUUGUUCACAGAGGAUGGAGGAAAAUGAUGGAAACAAUGAUCUAGUGGUGGGAGAAACUGCUUGUGAUUCUGUGCCCAAACCUCCAGAGGUAGUGGAAUGUAAUACUGAAAAAUGUAAAGCCAGGUGGCAGGUGGGAGACCAGGGUGACUGUUCCGUAACUUGUGGGAUGGGUGUUGCUGUCAGGAGUGUGCAGUGUGUUCAGUAUGAGGGCGGUGUAGAAAGGGAUGUGGAGGAGGAAAAAUGUGAAUCAGGAACCAAGCCUCCUGUCACUGUACCAUGCUUCACACAAGUCUGUUCUUUCAACUGGGAUGUGCACGACUGGAGUAAGUGUUCAGUAUCAUGUGGUUAUGGGAUCCAGUCUCGGGCUGUGUCCUGCAUGGGCCCAUCGAGUCCAUUCCCUCUUAGUCCCUUUCUUUGCCUCCACUUGCCAAAACCUAUCACCAUCCAGGCCUGUUAUAGCCCUGACUGCCCCUCAGUCAAUACAUCUGAAUCAAAGCCCAACAGCACUUACAUCCAGUCAACUCUCCAAAGUAUUGAGGGGAUGUGGAAAAGUCCAAACAUGCAAACCACACUAGCUCCAGCAAUCAGACGUAUCAAGAUGAAGAAGAGUUUCCCAACCAUUGUUCCUACAGCAGACAUGAUGACGAGCACUAUGAGUGUGCCAACAGAAACACCACAGACCAGUAUCUGUGGGCAACUCCUGCUUCAAGACUCAGGAAAUAUUGAUCUCCACAAUGUCACUGAGAGGAGAUGCAUAUUUGCUAUUGGCCGACCUCUUGAUGAGGUUAUUCAAAUCAGAAUUAUUUCCAGUACCCUUAACUGCCAGCAAAAGGAGAAUAUAGCCCUGUAUGACAGACUUGUCCUUAUGCGUCUUUGUGAGAGGAUGACUGGUAAAAUGGUCAAAUCACGAACAAAUGUUCUUUUGGUACGCCAAAACCGUCUCACCUCUGGCAAUGGAGUGGUACUAUUUUAUCAAAGUGUAAAGACGAAUAAAGGCUACAAUAGAGUGUGUGAUGUUCAACUGUUUGCUCCUUCCGGACUUAUUGAGAAUCCGAUCAAGAGUCCAGCCACUUACCCCUCUAACACCCAGAGCUGUCGUGUGUUCAUUGAUGCUCCUCCUGCUUUGAGAGUUCAAAUCAGAGCACUUUCUGUUCUCAACAAUACAGACACAAACUCAACAUACAUAUUGAUUCGAGAUGUGGAUGCUUUAAAGACAACCAUAUUUAGAGGAACACAGCUCUUCCUGUGGAGAUCUUCAGGAAGCAGGGCUGAAGUGGAAUUUCAUGGGGAGUAUCAGCAAAUCAAAGGAAUGUUUAGAGCAGAGUAUUUGCAUAUUAACCCUUCUGAAGAAUAACUAGCGUACUUUGUAUGCAUGCUAGUUCAACACGAAUUUGAAAUUUAAAAAUAAGUAUAGUAGUUUAACUAGUUUAGCAUAAAAGAAUCUGAGGAGAAGCAGUCUGAAAUGGUCUGUUGUUCUGUCAUAUAAUUGAUAAACAAAAAAUCAUACCAAUUGCUUUUCUAUAUUUAUUGUUAUGUGUUUUUCACCUUUCUAAAUUGACAAUCAUAUGUGCCAUGUCUUCUUCUAAUUUAACACCACAACGAAAUAAAUACAAAUCAUGAAGAGUGU
Danio rerio (zebrafish) is the source of this 4898-nucleotide messenger RNA. The record is from RefSeq and is a predicted model, not a curated record. NCBI's taxonomy places the organism in Eukaryota, Metazoa, Chordata, Actinopteri, Cypriniformes, Danionidae.